AUGGGUACCACGUUCGACCCGGUGGCGACGGUGCAGAGGCAGGCAGACUCGAAAUCCUGCAGUGUGCUGCAAGCGGACGAGUGCUGCCUCCCCACCCCGUUCGAGGACCAGCAUUGCAAGCCCUUGGCCUCGCGGGCUGGACUGGAGGGCGCGCCGGGGCGAUGGUGGGUGCAGAGCGCGCCUGGCGGCACCCCCGCAGAGGACGAGUGCGGCGCUACGCUGGCACCAGUCUGGCGGCCUCCUGAGCUCACACUCAGCCAGAUCUGGGAGUCGGAGCUGCCCUCGGCACUCGAUCCCGCUGCGUCGGCAGCGGCGGCCGCCGCGGCCGCUGCGGCAGCUGCUGCCGCAGCUGCGGCGGCGCAAGGGGACGCAGAGCUGGCGGAUGCGGCGAGGCAGGCUGCUGGCGCCACCCCUGUAGUUCAGAGCCGCUUAGACUCGGCGCUGCAGCAUGACGUGGCAGAGUGCGUCGUGGGCGCGCUGUUUGCAUCCCGCGCCAGCAGCCCCUUCGCACAGGGCGCCAGCGGGCGCGAGGGCGGCGGCGCGGCAGCGCGGAGCGAUGGGCUGUGUGAUGCCGAUGGUGACUCGCCGGACGCGGCAGUGCUGAUGGGGCGAGACGGCGAGGACGACGCCUGCCGCUCGGUGCAGCUCGAGCCGUCAGCACUCCACGCAGACGCUGCCGUCGUGCCGCAGCAGGCGGCAGCGGCGGACGGCCCCGGCGCCCGCCUCGCGGUGGCCGCGGCCCCAGGCGCCCCAAGCAGCAGCGGCGGUGUCGGCAGCAGCGGCGGCGUCGGCAACAGCGGCGGCGGCGGCAGCAGCGGCGGCGGCGGCAGCAGCGGUGGCGGCGGCGCGGUGACCGUGGGCUUUGUGGUCGCCGGUGCUGGGGGAGACGGGGACGCAGCUGCCACGCAGUUGCCCCCUGAUCCUGCCAGCCUGCCGGUGCAGCAGGCGCCAGCGCCCAAGACCGCUGCCGCUCCCUGCCGCGAGGCUGGCGGGGGCAGCCUGCUGCGCCGCGGCCUGUCUGCCAAUGGCGGCGGCAGGACCUUGCACGGGGAGGUGCUCGCAUGCGAACAGGCAGAGCAGGCAGCACCCCGCCAGCACGCGCCGCCGCCAGCGCCGGCCACGGGCCGGCAGGCGCCCCCGCAGCAGCAGCAGCAGCAGCAGCAGCAUGUGGCUGCGCCGCGAGCCGCGUCGCAGGCGUUGGAGCGGCAGGCGGGCGGCGCGUCGCCGUCGCCGCGCGCGACGGCCAUCCCCAUACCUGUGAAGUCGGGCUCGCGCAGCGGCGGCUCAUCGGGCAGCGGCCGCGGGUCGCUGCAGCAGCAGGCGGAACGCCAGCAGUUGCAGCAGCAGAAGCAGCAACAACAGCAGCAGGGCGGUGACGGCGCGGAAGGGUACCAGCCGCAGGCCCCGCAGCCGCAACGCGGCGGCGGCGGCGGCGGCGGUGCGCAGCCGUACCGCGGGCCGCAGACGUGGCAGCCUGGCGGCGGCCUGCAGCAGGGCGGGGCCAAGGCGCCCGCGCCGGCGUUCAAGCCUGGCACAGGCGUCCGCCCGCAGCUCAAAAACGCCGCCGGCAGCCCCGGCCCCAGCCCCGGCCGCGGCCUGCUGUGGUCGCAGCUGCAGGGCAGCGGCAGCAGCGCGGCCGGCAGCCCCAGCGGCCACACCCUCAGCCCCAGCUCUGUCGGAAGCUCAGCGGGCGGCGGCCUGUUUGGCAGCCUGCUCGCGAGCGUGCAGGGGAUCAGUGCAGGCGGCGGCGGCGCAAGCGGCGGCUGGGGCCGGCAGGUGUCGAGCAGCGUUCCUGCCACGAGCUUUUUUGAGGGGCGCCACGGCAGGCUGGUCCGCGCGGGGCACGGCGGCGGCGGCGGGGACGCGGGGGAGGGCGACGACGCGGGCUGCGGCGGGGAGGCGCGCGUGCGGGGCGGGCGGGGCGCGCUGCUGGCGCUCGGCGCGCCCGAGCCCGCGUCGCCGUCGCCCGGCCUCGGGCCGUUUGGCCUGCGCGGCGCCGUCGGCGGCUGCGGCGGCAGCGUGGGCGCCGGGACGUACGCCGGCUACGGUGGCCGCAGCAGCGGCGCGGGCCUGCCGCCGCUCUUCCGGCCGCCGCGCGGCAGCAGCAGCAGCGGCGGCAGCGGUGGCGGCGUGCUCAGCCCCUCGGGCGCCCGCGGCGGCGGCGGGCCGUCGCGCAUGCGCGCGUCCAAGUCCCGCGAGCUCGGUUGA
Messenger RNA from Monoraphidium neglectum, 2208 nucleotides. RefSeq lists its product as hypothetical. The record is from RefSeq and is a predicted model, not a curated record. The transcript is spliced from 4 exons. NCBI's taxonomy places the organism in Eukaryota, Viridiplantae, Chlorophyta, Chlorophyceae, Sphaeropleales, Selenastraceae. Bases 1 to 2208 code for a protein of 735 amino acids.